Falco peregrinus (peregrine falcon) is the source of this 6749-nucleotide messenger RNA. It is a transcript of the gene NEDD9, whose product is annotated as neural precursor cell expressed, developmentally down-regulated 9. Gene Ontology annotation, cellular component: plasma membrane; cytoplasm. The transcript has 7 exons. NCBI's taxonomy places the organism in Eukaryota, Metazoa, Chordata, Aves, Falconiformes, Falconidae. Bases 2065 to 4527 code for a protein of 820 amino acids. Gene Ontology annotation, molecular function: protein binding. Gene Ontology annotation, biological process: cell surface receptor protein tyrosine kinase signaling pathway; cell migration. The record is from RefSeq and is a predicted model, not a curated record.
AGAGUGAUAAAGGCAAAACAAAAUCUACCAUAGAACCACCCAACUAGAAUUCUACAUUAACACAUCAGUUACCUUAUAUUAAGAUCAGUCAGGGACAUUUUACAUACAUUAAAAGCAACACAAGCUAAGACAAAAGUAGAAGGCACAGCUUCUCAAAUGUGCUUAGGUUUCAUAAUGUGAUUGUAAAGCAUUCUGAAAAAGGAAAAAACAACAAUUAAAAGUAUCAGUAUUGGUGGAGUGACUGGAAACCAGAUGCACUCCGUAUUAGAUGAAGUCAGAAAUAUGAUUCUACUUUUCUUAUUUUUGUCUCUGAUACUUAUCCAGUUCUUAUUAAUGUGGUUUUACAGUCUUGAAUGCGUUUAUCUUCAUGACAACGGUGCCACAUAAAGAGAUUAUUCAGAGCUUGGUCAGGAAACAGGAUUUGCAUGCUAGUCCAAUACCAUGCUAACACCUUAGCCAUUGCGUCCUCUGUACUUAGGAGAAAUUUUUCUCCGCCCAGGAGAAAGUUUUAUCCUUAGAGUAUUAAGGGGAAAAACAUGCAAAAAGAAAAUCAAAGGUUAAACUCUACAGUUAAGAAUCACUCCAAAGAGAUUUGCACUCUCCUAAUAGUAAGCUGGUUAUGCAUAAUCACUGGAAGAAUUCUUUUCUAAAAUACAGUGUCUAAGGACACAACAUACAAAUGAGCAUUAUUCUCCUGAAACUAACCAAAUUUAUUUUGAUGCUACACUUAAAAAAAUGCUGCCCCAAACUCAGCACAUACAAAAUGAUAACAAGUAUCUUCUUGGAAAAUGAGAAGAAUCAACAACAACAACAAAAAUGGAAAGAAAAACCCUUACAAGGGGUUAUAGCCAGUGAAGCUAUAGCACUGCACAGGGAGCCCAGUCACAGUGGCAUGCUCUGCAACACAGAAAGCAGAAGCUCGCUUUUCUCGCUAAUAACUGUGACAUCUUUUGGACUGACAGGGACUCACACCGAUGAACUACUAGGGCAUAUACUGUCAAGAAGGUAGUCUAGAAAAAAAAAUUCACAUUCAAUUAGUACAAGCAUGUAUUUUAUGCUGAAACUAGAGAACGGAGGAGAUUGCAGAUAAAAGUAUGACAUUCCUUAGAAGCCAUGAAGCCAUUUUAGCAAUAGGAUCCCUCUCUAGAAGAGUAGUCACAUGAGAAUUUAUGGAUAUCGCUGUACUAUGGAAUGAAGUUAUGUUUGUAAUCUGGUAGUACAAGAUUAUCCUUUGCUGUUUUUCCUUAGGCCACUAGAAAUAGUCUUGCGUCCAUCUGUGACCUAGAAAUGUUGGGUAAGUUCCAACUCGGGCAAAAAGGAGAGAAUUAAUUUCCCCUUCACCCAAACAAGCUGGAGUAUGCCCCAUACACAAAGAUUCCUAUUAUGUGCAUCUUGUCAAUCAUGCCUGAUUAAGGGGUUAGACUUAAAAAGCAUGGAGGAUCAGCACACACUUAUUUUCCCCGCUCUUUCCUACCCCCAAGAUACCAGAGUUAAUUAUUACUCUUUUCUAAAUAGUUCUUAUUUGCCAUGGUCACUCUUUAUAAUGGACAGCUUUCGAUCAUUAAAGACAUCUUGGCCUCUGGUGCCUAACCAGUGUUUAAAUAGCAGGCUUUCCCAGGCAAAGCGAACACUUGGCAUUUUGAUUCCCGAGGUACUAGUUUAAAGUAAAAAGUUAAAAGGAGAACAAAAAUCAACAAGGAAACAAUGCAAAGAGAAGAACCGAGCAGCAUGAAGUAAGUGUUCAAGCCCUCCAAAAGCUGCACAAGGUGACUACGGAAGGGAUGGAUGGAAAAGGUUUAGCACCGGGCGGGUUUGACAACAGGCUGGGACCCCUGCAAGAGCCUAGCUGGCAGGGCCGGCCCAGGCCAGGCUGCAACAGGCAUUAGAAGUGCCACACCACUCUGUCACUUCAGUCACUCUUCCCAGCACUCCCUUCACCGAUAGCCCAGGCGCUUUGAACCUCGACAGGCCCAGCAAUCCCCCAGCGCAGGAGGCAGUGGCGGGGGCGGCACAGAAGGCCUGUUGUUCAGAGUGCCUGUUUCACGCAGAGAACUGGAGAAUCUUAUGGCAAGAGCCCUGUAUGACAAUGUCCCUGAAUGUGCAGAAGAGUUGGCCUUCCGCAAAGGAGACAUUUUGACGGUGAUAGAACAGAACACUGAAGGUCUUGAAGGAUGGUGGCUCUGCUCCUUGCAUGGCCGGCAAGGCAUUGUUCCAGGCAACCGUGUGAAACUCCUGAUAGGUCCAGUGGUACAGGACAGUCCUUCUGGCCAGGAUAUGUCCAAUUCAGGACUGAUGCAUCAAUCCUUCAACCAGCAAAAGAUCUACCAAGUGCCAAGCUCACAUGCCUCAGCACGUGAUCCUGUCUACCAAGUGCCACCUUCCCAUCCAAAUCAGGGAAUUUACCAAAUACCCACCGGUCAUGGUCUCGUGCGACAAGAUAUUUACCAAGUGCCACCUUCCAUGCAGAGAUGUAUUGAUGGUUCAGCUCUGACUAACAAGGUAAUAACUCCAGUCAGGUCAGGACAAGGUUAUGUUUAUGAAUUCCCUUCCAAAUACCAGAAGGAUACCUACGAUAUCCCCCCUGUUCGCCCUCUCCAAGGGAUAUAUGACAUUCCCCCUGCAUCGGUUAAGGGGCCUGCGCUUCCAGUUCCCAUGGGCGAAGCAAAAGCUUUAGGAGUCUAUGACAUACCACCCGCCAAAGGGGUCUAUGCUACACCUCCAUCUGCAUGCCGAGAUGAUACAGGCCUGAGGGAAAAUUUGCAGGAUUUUUCGUCUCCAGUUGGCCACAGUGUAAGACAAGAAGGAGUAUAUGAUAUUCCUCCUCCCAUCACCAAAGCAACUGGGAAAGAACUUAAUAAAUUUUCUCCUGAGAGCGUUUUAUUGCCAGAUGGAGUGCCACAGAAACAGAAUGUUUAUGACAUCCCUGUGAACCAUCAAAACCAUUUUCUUGGACAGCAAAUUGCACCUCAAAAAGAUGUUUAUGAUACCCCAAGAGGAGUUGCAUUCCCAGGACAACAGACAGGACUCAGCGAAAGUCUCAUCCCAGAAGGAAGAGAAGGUGUAUAUGACGUGCCACCACCAGUCCUCCAAGACACUAAAGGCUUACAGGAUGUGACUGAUGGGAUAAACAGGUUGUCUUUCUCCAGCACAGGAAGCACAAGGAGUAAUAUGUCCACAUCUUCAACAACAUCAAAAGACUCUUCUUUCUCAGCAUCAACUGCACAGGACAAAAGACUAAUCCUUGACCCAGACACUGCUAUAGAGAGGCUUUAUCGCCUCCAGCAGAUGGUGGAGACAGCUGUCAGUAACCUUAUGGCCUUCAUUACAGCAGACUGGCGGUCUUAUGGAUAUAUGGAGAAACACAUCAAUGAAAUUCACACUGCUGUGGAUAAGGUUGAGCAGUCACUGUUGGAGUACCUCCAGUUUGCGAAAGGAUCAGCAGCCAAUGCUUCCUGCCUAUCUGAGUUCAGCCUUCUUAACAAAAUGAGAAGGGAAGUGCAAAGGUUGGAGGACUCUCACCAGAUCCUUACCCAAACCAGUCACGACUUGAACAGCUACAACUGGUCUUUGAACGUUCUAGCUGUCAACAGACUGCAGAACAAGUGUGAUGACCUGGAUCGGUUUGUUAUGGUGGCAAGGACAGUCCCGGAUGAUGCCAAGCAACUGACCACUACCAUCAGCAUCAAUGCAGAGGUGCUCUUCAAACAGGCGUUGAGUAGCUCACGUUUCAAAAACAUACCAGAGAAUAUCGUGAACGCUCCUGACUAUCUAUACGACAAUCCUCACAUGCAGCGUCAUGGAGAAAAAGCACAGAACCACUGCAGUUCCCUUCCUCCGCUCCUGAGUAAGGGUCAGCACCCUCCCAGUACCACCAGUGAGAGCUCAGAAAAGAGCUGGAUGGACGACUACGAUUAUGUUCACCUGCAGGGGAAAGAAGAGUUUGAAAGGCAACAGAGGGAGCUGCUGGAGAAAGAAAAUAUCAUCAAGCAAAGCAAAAUGGAGCUAGAGCACCAUCAGAUCAAUCAGUUCCAACGUCUGGAGCAAGAGAUCACAAAGCCAGUAGAGAAUGACAUCUCAAAAUGGAAACCACCUCAAGGUCUCCAGACUGCAAACAGCACUGCCACCUCCCGUGACAGCCAGCUGCUUUUAUUCUAUUCUGACCAGUGCGAGACUCACUUCAACUCCCUCCUAAACGCCAUUGACGCCUUCUUCAGUUGCGUCAAUGCUUCUCAGCCCCCCCGAAUCUUCGUGGCUCACAGCAAAUUUGUCAUUUUGAGCGCUCACAAACUUGUGUUCAUUGGGGACAUGCUUAUGAGGCAAGUGACAACUCAGGACAUACGUAACAAAGUGAUGAACUCCAGCAACCAGCUGUGUGAACUGCUGAAGAGCGUUGUUCUGGCUACCAAGGUGGCUGCCUUGCAUUACCCCAACACCGCAGCCCUACAGAAGAUGGUGGACCGAGUCACAGAGAUGUCUCGUCACGCACAGUUGUUCAAACUCUCGCUGGUCCAAAUGGCAUCCUCAUGAAACCCAGUGGAAUCCAAUCCAUGAGCAGCAAAGCAGACAAACUGGAGCUAUUUUUAUGUAAAUGUUAUCUUUUUUUUUUUUUUAUGAAAAAUUUUAAAUACAUUCUUACGCGUUAGAGAAUCUAAUGAAAUCAGGGAUUUGGGAAUAUAUCUGGUUCUGUAUUAUGUUUCUAAUACACAUUUAGGUUUGUAUACACUGCAUAUAUGUAUAUGUUGCUACAUUCCUUAAAACAUCAAUUAAGCACCUUAAAAACUACGCGUCGGGUAAGCAGCGCCUAUCUUUUUGUAUAUACUGCCCGUUUCCUCAGUAUAUUUGUUAACUGGAUGCUGCACUCUUCUUUCAUUCCAUCUUGAUUUUGGCACAUGAACUUGGUUGUGAAACCUUCUUGUAGCAAUCCAUGAAGCAAGUGUGAUGGUUCUCAUAGAACUCCAUUCUCUUCUUAGAAAUUACUUUCUAUAGGUUAAUUCCAUGAGAUUUAACUCUCCCCUUGAUGUUGCUUUAUUAUGUACAGCAUUUGACCAUUCUGACUAGCGUAUAUGCACAACUGCAAGCAGCAACACAUCAAGCAAGGCAUACAGCAUUUGGGAGAAAAGCGUUUUUAGGAUAUAUAAGAAGUAGAGCCUUCUGAGGAGGAAGGCAAAAUCGUAUGUAUUUAAUAUCUGAUGGCAUUCAAACUUUGCUAUUUCUAGUAACUGUGCAACGUGGGAUUUCAAAAUGUGGAUGAAUUCCCAGCAAUGUAAAUUCAUACGUGUUUACCUUGUAUGUCUUUGCAUCAGCAAUUAAAUUUAACAGUGAGGCUGGAAAGCCUUAUUGUUCAUGGACUCAGAGUUCUCCUGAGAGCAUCCCAGGAUCCACUGGGCUCGUCUUUGAGGCUGCAGAUGAGCAGUGUCUUAGAAUACCAGUCCCUUCCAGAGGGAUAAACAUGCACAUGGUAAUUCAUAUGGAAAGAAGACAGCUUAAUUUGAAAUAACAGAUAACUUAAACAUCUCUAGGCAUAUACAAAAUUUAAUGAAGAAAUAGCACUUAUUCUUCUAGGACAUUCUUGGGAAUUAAUUGUAUCUGUUGCAGUUCUGACUUCCAUUCAAUUAUUGGGCUUUUUUUCCAAAUUCUGUUGCAUAGGUGCUGGUCCUUCUGCACUACACUGUUGUGAAAAAUGACCUCCUGUUUUAAUGGGGCCAUUCCAUCACUAAGUACACACAAUCCUACCCAGUAAUUUUCAAUUUAGACCCUUAAAAACUGUUAUCAGAGCAGUAGACUGCUUUAGAAAUUUCACAUGUGCUGGCUGCUCCAAAACACAUAAGCUUAUUUGUCGCGGUUGCUUUUUGCAAACUCCCUAAAAAUAAGUCACAGAACACCAUUUGCCUGGGGUCCUCAAACUAAAAUCCACGCCUCAAAGUGAGCGAUGGCUAAGGCAAAUUUUGGGCGAUUCUGGUGUUUUUAAAGCAGAAACACUAGCGUCCUUGUGUAAUUUGAGGUAGUCCCACACUGAUGUGUCCCGAGCGUUUGCAUCAGCAAGCGGAUCACUGGUAAAUACCCAGUUAUGAGAUCAACAGCACCCAGAAAAUAGGCACUCCUGCCUGACCGCUCACCUUCCCAGUUAGUGUCCACGCACAUGCCUCAUUGAAACGGGAUUUGUCGUCUUGGAUAACAAAACCAUUUCAGCAGCACGUGAAAUCUUGCAGCCUUAAUGUAUUGUCCCAGAGUGAAGGUGGCUCAUGGCUGCCAUAAUAUCGCUUCCAGAGUUCCAGAAUGUUCCUGGAAGGGCAGCAGGAGCCAGCACAACCUCAGCUGGCCCAGAAUGGGCUCCAGGGCUUGGCUCUGGCGUAACACCCCGAAAGGGCAGUUACACUAUCGUAACCAACAGCCAGUUGCUGAAAAGCAAUCCAAGCAAACCUCUUUUGUGCUAGUGUUGUUUGGGAUUCUGUCAGAAUCCCUUGUCCAUUUUUUUUCGCUGUGUAUUCUUAGAAAGCAAGAAGGUGUUUCGAAGCUUAGCGGUUACGUUGAUAGUUUGUGCUUUCAAAAGGAGAACCUUUAUUGCAAGCUUGUAUUACAGUUUGUUAUCUUGUAGAGAGUCAUUUUAAAAUUAUUAAAUUACUAGCUUUUUUUAUAUAAAAAAAGGCAGCACUGGGUCUUGUUUUUUCUUGUUUUCAGAGUCCUCUAAGCAUGUUAAAAGGAAAUAUUGUUGCUGCUUGCCAAUACUAUCAAAAACAUUCUAAAAUUAG